Messenger RNA from Neoarius graeffei (lesser salmon catfish), 3880 nucleotides. It is a transcript of the gene fancb, whose product is annotated as FA complementation group B. Gene Ontology annotation, cellular component: Fanconi anaemia nuclear complex. Gene Ontology annotation, biological process: interstrand cross-link repair; replication-born double-strand break repair via sister chromatid exchange; negative regulation of double-strand break repair via homologous recombination. Lineage: Eukaryota; Metazoa; Chordata; Actinopteri; Siluriformes; Ariidae. Bases 953 to 3334 code for a protein of 793 amino acids. The transcript has 9 exons. The record is from RefSeq and is a predicted model, not a curated record.
GGGGAGGGGAAAUAGUUUGGCGGGAAUCAGGCACAAGCUCACUCAGUGAGUGUGUUUACAUCAAAAGCUUUCAUUGAGAUUGAAGGGAACGGCUGUUUAAAUUCUGCAAACUUCUGUCAUGACUGUUGAACUUCUGGAAACUUCUCUCACUCAUUCCACAACGCUUCAAAAAAAAGUCCUUCCAGUUUUCUGGAAACUACACAACUCAAAACUGAUGUCUUAGGAGUCAAAAUCUCUGUCACGACUUCUGUUCCACAUCUUAUCAAUCUGAGUUUUCUACUAACAAGAUGAUUUCUGGAUAUGGCCUGUCCAGCAUUGUUUUUUGUUUGUGCCCCCCCAAAAGCUAAUUAGUUAUCUACAAAAGAAAUUAUUCGCUAGUCAGUGUGAAAAUUGGGCGUUUGCGUUGUUACAGGCUACACUUCAUUCUCAUUAGAUUAAAUUAGCAAAGUGAGCUCAGUGUAUUAGCCACAUACACUCACCAGAGGUACCAGUGAUCUCUCCCUGCUACUUCCUUCCAAACUUUUUAUUUUUCUUGUUAACAUCUCUAGACACAUUUAAUGAGAGGUUUAAUAUGUCAGGAUAAGAUGAAACUAAGGUUCAACCAUUUUGGGGUGUUGGAAAGUUUUGACUUUUUUUUGCUUUAGUGUCAGAAGUUGCCACUUUGUGACUUGCUAGUGUGAACCUUUUUAAUAUGUUUCACAAUUCCGGUCAUACCUGUUAAAGCGUCUGUCAAGACUCUAGUUGUAAUUAUUGCAACAAAUUUCUCAACUCACCCAGUUUCUAUCACAGCUCCCUUUGUGAAGUCGUAUGUCCUUGGGCAUGUUUUACUGCUGUUGAUGUAUCUGUUGAGACUUGCAGGAACUUCUGUCAGUGUCUAGUCACAAACUCUGUCCCAACUGUUGCUUUUAACUAGAACAGCAACUCAGUCCUUUAGAACCCUUCAGUAACAAAGAUGGUCUCAGAUCAGCAUAUCCAUAUGGUCGCAUUGCAUGGUGACCUCUUCAUUUUUCAGUGCAAGCAUCCAAGUUCAAAAGGCUCUGAGAUCACGUUCUGGCGGAUGUCGUUUAACCGGGGCUCGGGCACCUUCUUAAACAAAGACGAUGAAAUAAUCCCCAUGUGUGAAAACACCUCCAGAGCAGUCAGCAUUGUUCAUUGCAGCACUGCUGUGAACGUGAAAACAAGACAGAGAGUCCUGUGCAUUUUGCUGAGGCUUCACCGGAAGGAAUCUCAAGGGUUUAAGUACAUGCUUUACUCUUUAUGCAAUAGAACCAGUACAAAGCUACAUGUGGAAUUUUCCUUACCUUAUGAAAUGGGCAACAAUGUCUUGAUUUUGCAUGGACCCACUUUGGUCUGGAGUUACGAGGACGUUAUCUUCUACACAUCUGCAGAAACUGGUAGCGUGAAGGAAGUCCCGAUACAUCUGAAGGUCAACUUUCUUGGCGAGUUGCCCCUUCCUCAAAGACCAUUAGCAAUUCUUGGUUCACAAAAGAUGACGCAAGAAGUGGAGUUGGGAAAUGAUGGGGAAGAUAAAGCUGUUCUUUACUUCAUAGAGGAUGGAAGAACUUUUAGUGCUGAUUAUCUCUUACCUAGUGCCUACAGUUUGGUUGUUGGAUGUAUGCUGGUGCUUUCAGCCAAGGAAGUAGAUGGAUCUCUGAGAUCUACUGUGGUGGCUGCCACUUGUCGGAAACAACUGGUGUGGUUUGAAAAUGGAUUUCCAGAAGAAGUGUGUGUUCUCCCAUAUGAAGAGCCCAGAAGCAUUCGAACGGUUCAUGCAGGAAGUGGCUGUCUCAUUGUUGUUGUUUUCAAGCAUGGAAAUGUUUGUGCUGUGUGGAAGGAUACCUUCAAGGUGGCUGCUUGUUGGACAGAUGUGCACCUUUUGCUUGUGGAUGAUUUUGUUGGUGCAGGGUUUGAGCAGAUGCUGCUGCUUUUUGAGGAAGUCAACUCUGCAGAAGAAAUCCUGGGAAAAUUCCUGCUCACGGACCUCUGUGGUGUUUGUUAUUCUCAUGGAAGAGCGGAGAGUGAAGAUGUAAAUUUCUGUGAGACAGCAGAAGAAAACAUCACUUUGACAAUUCAAGCUCUUGAAGCCAGACUGGAGAGUGGUUUGGCUUUCCUCCAGGACCUCCGGAGCGACCAGUGUGUUAAAGAUCACGUCAUCCGGCAGUGUGUAUCAGCUCUUCAUGACCUUUUAUCAGACAGGAAGCACAUCGCGACUCCUGUGUGGCAGGAGGGACUGGUGUGUCUCUUGGAUGAAAAGGGCGAGGAGGAUGAGUGCAUUCCACGUGUAAGGAAGGAAAUUAAUUCAGAAGAGAAUCCUCUGAAAGUGGAGAGAGUCUGGCACAGAGUCAUCGGUCAAAGGCUUGUGUUUGGUGCACUUUUAGUACCAACCAAUCAGAUGAUGGAAUCUGAACACAUGAUUGCGGCUGUCAUAGCCACGCCUCCUGUGGUUCAAAGUGUGAAUAAAGUCAUUUACUACCCUGAACCCCUGCUUUCUGUGCCACCUGGGCCUCCAAAUGCUAAAAGAAGCAAAUUUCCUAGUGGUCCAGUCAUAGUUAUGGUUACUGAUCUUGCACCGUUAAUGACCUUCAACCCCAUUAAAUGUUCGGUUUUGCUAUGUUUUUCGACCAAAGAAGCAGGAAGUGCAUCUCAGCAUUGUGCAUUGGUAAACUUAGAAUUAAAGGGUGCACUUGAAGGCAAAUUUCAGCCACAUCUCUUUGAGGACUGCAGCAUUGACUCAGAUGAAUCCAGAGAGGAUCUGCUGAGUCUGAUGGGAGCAUUUGAGUCUUGGAGUUUUUGCAUUAUAAGUACUGAUUGCACCAUGGUGGACAUAUCAAGGUUUUUGGAGGAGAAAUUCAAAGCUAAACGAAUAAAAAUCAAUCCUCAAUAUUUAUUGAGUUGUUCCACACAACCAUCUGGUGCCAUGCUUUUCCACUGGAAACCUUGUAGCUCCUUCAACAGCAAGCUGCAUGUCUAUUGCAGUGAUCGUCUCAGCUUGCUCCAUUUCCUGGACUGUUUGUGCAACUUUGUUCCUGCUUCUCAUUGUAUUAAACUUAUCAAAACUGGGCAGGGCAGAAACAGAAGCCCUACCUUCUUUAUGGAGCAUGAGAGUCGCAUAAUAAAAGAGGGCAUGGCCGAUCUGAUUCAUGGUAGAGUGAAAGAACCAAGUCACAAUUUCAUCAUUCAUGUCAGUCGUGAGCAGUGGCUAAAAGAAAGGUGUGACAAGCUCCACCCACUUGUGGAGGUAAAACAUUAUCACCAAUUGAUGGAAAAAGGGAUAAACCUUAAGAUGGCAAGUGACAUUUCCAUGCUCAUAGAAGCAGAGCUUAAUGAGUAUUAAUCAAGUUUGAUAAGAUAAAGAAAGACCGACAGCUGAAAUGUGUGUAGUGCAGCAGGUGGUGGGAGUUGGAUUGAAUAAUUCGUGCUCCAGUUACUGCAUUGAUGUGCAUCACAUAUAAUCUCAUGACAUUUGAAUAUUAAUAACACUUUUGUUUUGUGAAGGUUCUUAAGGAGCAGGUUUUUCCGCCAGGCAACUACGGAAAAAAAAAUAGCCUAGGACAUGAAAUCUGAUUUGUCAUUAUUAUUAUUAUUAUUAUUAAUGCUGCACUUUUAUGUAUUAUGUUAGUGAGAUAACAAUUUAUAUUUCUUGGCUAUUUGUGAAAUGAUGUGCAUUUACUGUACUGUUUUAAUAAGUAAAAAGAGAACUGUGGUAUUAUGUUUGUGAUCUUGUGAUUUUUGCACUACUAGAUAUGAUUGGAGAAAUGUGUUGUACUCUUCUAGUAUUGUGUGAGUUAGUUGUAUUUUGUAACAAGGUUAUGGAAUUCUGUUGAAUUUAAAAAUGAUGGCAAAACACUUUGUGCUGACUGUUGAAUUGCACAAAAAUAAA